This is a messenger RNA of Strongyloides ratti, 2067 nucleotides long. Its product is annotated as Leishmanolysin-like peptidase. Gene Ontology annotation, molecular function: metalloendopeptidase activity. Gene Ontology annotation, biological process: proteolysis; cell adhesion. Gene Ontology annotation, cellular component: cytoplasm; membrane. Lineage: Eukaryota; Metazoa; Nematoda; Chromadorea; Rhabditida; Strongyloididae. Bases 1 to 2067 code for a protein of 688 amino acids. The record is from RefSeq and is a predicted model, not a curated record. The transcript has 5 exons.
AUGAAAUAUUUAAUUUAUUUCACAUUUUAUAAGUAUGGAUUUAUUUAUAUAUAUUUAUUCCUAAUUUUUUUACAAUUACCAAAAUUUUGCCAUCUAACACCAUGUUCCUAUACAAUACCAUCACCUGAUGACAUACAAUUAGGUGUACCAUUAUUUACAAGAAAAGUAUAUCAUCAUAGAAAAACAAGAAGAAAUACAUUUUUAAAUAAUAAUAAUUCUAAUAAUUUAACACCACAUCCAUUAAAAAUUCAUUUACAUUAUGAUAAAGAUAGUGUUGGUAAAUUAUCUUCUAAUAUGCAAUUAUAUAUCAAUUCAACACUUCUUCCAUCUGCAACAAAUUAUUGGGAGGAGGCUCUUCUUGUUAAACAACAACGAUAUCCUAUACGUUUAACAAGAAAAUGUGAAUCUCCAUAUUAUUAUCUUCAUAAAGAUGGUACACAAUUAUGUGUUGGUGGUUGUAAAAAUCAAACUAAAUGUGGUGAAGUUAUCAUACCACCAGAACAUUUAUUAAAAUGUCAUCUUUGUGUAUCAAAAAAUCCUAAAACAUGUAAUAAAAUUUCUGGUAUUGAAGGUCCUGGUAUUAAUGAUGGUGAUUUUUUAUUAUAUGUUUCUGUUGUUAAUUCAAGUAAAUGUGAAAAUAAUGAUACUAUUGCAUAUGCUGCACAUUGUCAACAAGAAUUUGACUAUGAUAGACCUAUUGCUGGUCAUGUUAAUAUAUGUCCAAAAGCUUUAUCAACACAUUUAAAUGAUCAAGAAAUUUUAAUAUCAACUAUAAAACAUGAAAUUUUACAUGCUUUAGGAUUUGCUCAUGGAUUAUUUGCAUUUUAUAGAUAUGAUGAUGGUACUCCAAGGACACCUAGAAAUAGGCAUAAUAGACCAUUAUCAUUAAAUAAAGAAAAAGGUUAUUAUGAUUGGGAUGAAAAUACUGUUAAAAUAAUAACACGUACCAAUUGGUGGACACCAGAUGGACCAAUAACUAAAUAUGUACAUAUGGUUGUAACAGAACGGGUUAAAAAUGAAGUACGAAGACAUUUUGAUUGUAAUAUACUUGAGGGUGCUGAAUUAGAAGAUCAAGGUGGUCUUGGGACAUCAUUAACACAUUGGGAAAAAAGAUUAUUUGAAAAUGAAGCUAUGACUGGAACACAUACACAAAAUCCUGUAUAUAGUAGAAUAACAUUAGCUUUAAUGGAAGAUACAGGAUGGUAUAAAGCUAAUUAUGAUGUUGCUGAACACCUACAUUGGGGUCACAAAUUAGGAUGUAAUUUUACAAUGCAAAGUUGUGGUAAAUGGAUUCAUGAUAAGUUAGAAAAUAAACAAUCAGUAGCACCAUUUUGUACAGAAAUUAAACAUGAUGGUAAAAUAAGUCAUGCACAGACAAGAUGUACAGCUCAAAGAGAUUCAAUUGCAUUAUGUAAUUUAGUUCCAUAUAAAGAAAAAUUACCACAAAUGUAUAAAAAUUUUAAAAAAUUAAAAAAUAUUAAUAAUGAUGAUUUAUCAUAUUUUGGGGGUUCUGUUGAGUUGGCAGAUUUUUGUCCAUAUACUCAAGAAUUUGAAUGGAGGGAUAAUUUAUAUGAUGAUGGUAAUAAAGUAAGAAGAGAUUCAAGAUGUGAAAUUCAUUCUAAUGCCCCACCACCACCAUAUAAUACAUUAUUUGAAAUUUAUGGUCAUCAAUCACAAUGUUUUGACUUUAAAUAUCAUUGGGUCCGUAAACGUUGUAAUGAUAAAUUACCAUACUACCAAAAUAUGGCUGGUUGUUAUGAGUAUAAAUGUCAAAAUGGUCGUUUAUAUAUAUCAGUAUUUAACUCAACAAUCUUCUAUCCAUGUUAUCAUGAAAAUCAAAUAAUAUAUAUCAAUAAAAUUGUUGAUGGAUGGUUACUAGAAGGUACAAUUAAAUGUCCUUCAUGUAAUGAAACGUGUACUGAAAAUGAUUUUAUCAAAUCAGCAAAUAAUAUGUUUAAUAACAAUACCGAUAAUAAUAAUGAUGAAAUUCUAUUAACUUGUAAAGAUAAUGAAGAAUCUUUUAAAUCUUGGUUUCGAAAAGAAAAAUUUUCAAUAAAAGUUAUUUAG